This is a messenger RNA of Paralichthys olivaceus (Japanese flounder), 1829 nucleotides long. It is a transcript of the gene tchp, whose product is annotated as trichoplein, keratin filament binding. The record is from RefSeq and is a predicted model, not a curated record. NCBI's taxonomy places the organism in Eukaryota, Metazoa, Chordata, Actinopteri, Pleuronectiformes, Paralichthyidae. Gene Ontology annotation, cellular component: keratin filament. Gene Ontology annotation, biological process: apoptotic process.
UCCCGUAGCGUGGGAGUAACUAGGAAGUGAUGUCGGUAACUAAGAGAAACUGGAGGAAAGAGGAAACUCAAACCACCGACUGAGUUGAACAAACAUCGAGUAAAGGAAAAAGACUUCGCCUCCAGCAGCUGAUUCAGAUCUAUGGCUCUGCCGAACCUCUCGGCCCAUGGACCCAGCCGCUCCCGGACGCUGGCCGGUCAGUUGGCCCGGCAGCGGGAGCAGGAGGCCCGGUGGCGGCAGCAGUGGGAGCAGCAUGCUCGGUACUUCAGAGAGCAGAGCCUCUGCGGCCAGAGACAGGCGGUGUGGAGCUCCGGUCGGUCCUACCAGCGGAGUAUGUCGUCAUACCAUAAACAGAGAAUGAAGGAGGAGAAAACGGCAAAUCUGGAGCGGCGCAGGAAUCUGCUGAGGGCCAUGCUUCAAAAGGAACAAGACCAGCUGGAGGCCGAGCUCCGAGAACUGGUAACUGACAGGAAAACACUGACAAGUCAGUAUUUGCAAAAAACUGAGGAGCUUCGCACAGCCAGAGAUGAGAGAAGGAAGAAGCUUGCACAAGAGCUGUUGCGGGAGCACUGGAAGAAAAACAACCCAGAGUUGCGAGAGGUCGACUCAGCAUUACAUAAAGAUCAUGUUGUCAGCCAAUGGCAGGAGCAGAUAUCUGUGAAGAAACAGCAAGAAGUGGCAGUGCAGGAGGAGACGACGCGCUUCGAAAAUGAAUAUGAGCGCACCCGAAAAGAGGCUCUGGAGCGGAUUAAACAGGUGGAGAAGAAAAGGAAAGCAGAGGAGCUCAAAUUAGGAGAAGAGCUCUGCAAACAGAUGGAAGAACUGAAGAUGAAGGAAGAAGAGGCCACUCGUCUAAAGAAGGAGCAAGAGGCUCUGCUGGUGCAGCAGUGGGAGCUGGAGAACAUAGAGGAGGAGAGAAGGAAGGUGGAGGAAAGACGAAAGAAUUCUGAGAUGGGAUAUUUCUUGAUCCGUCAAUAUCGAGCUCAGUUGAAGAGAAGAGCGCAGAAAGUGCAGGAGGAACUGGAGGCCGAUCGUAAGAUCCUGGCAGCUUUGCUGGAAGGAGAGCAGGAGGACGAGAGGCUGGAGACUGCACAAAGGGAAAGGGCUGUCGCUGAUGUUGCCUGGAUGAAACAAGUGAUUGAAGAGCAACUUCAGUUAGAGCAAGAACGGGAGGCUGAGUUUGACAUUUUGCACAGAGAAGAAGCUCAGCGUGUAUGGGAGAAACGAGAGGCAGAGUGGGAGAAGGAGAGGAAAGCCAGAGAGCGUCUCAUGCGUGAGGUGCUUGUGGAGCGACAGCAGCAGUUGGAGCAGAAGGUGCAGAAGAACCGCAAGGCUCAGGAGGAGUCACUGAGGAGACGAGAAGAGUUGAUCCAGGAGCUGGAGCUGGAGAAGGACAUCAGACGUCAGGAGAAGGAGAGAGAAGAGGGUCGCAGGACAGCAUAUAUACAAGGGUUAAAUGCUCAGGUGGAGCAGCAGUGCCAAGAGCAUUGGGAGAAGCAGUGCCAGAAAGAGCAGGACGAGGAGGGAGAGAGGGAGGCCCUUCAAAUCCAAGAGGAGGAGCUGAGGCUGGAGACGCUGAGGAUGGCCAAGAAAGGGUAUCAGGAGAAGAUUCACAGCAGACCUCGUUCCGCCUGGACAUGGGGAACCUAAAACUGUGGAGUUAAAACAGAUCUGUAUAUUUAUGUAUUUAUCUAGAUGUGAUUAUCCUUAAAGGAUUGGUUUCACAUUUUUGUGUCAAGUGUGUCUUAAAACAAUACUCAAAUGCCAAAUUGAAAACACUAACAAUUAUUGAUUGCUGUAAUUGUGCCUCCUGUCCAUACCAAGGUUAU